Haliotis rufescens (red abalone) is the source of this 879-nucleotide messenger RNA. RefSeq lists its product as uncharacterized. The record is from RefSeq and is a predicted model, not a curated record. The coding region runs from base 91 to 648 and encodes 185 amino acids. The transcript has 6 exons. NCBI's taxonomy places the organism in Eukaryota, Metazoa, Mollusca, Gastropoda, Lepetellida, Haliotidae.
AUACCCCUCAACUGUUUUCACACAGGGUUACGCUGAAGAAAUUAUAAGGCACUAUGCUGGUACUUGCCACUGAACCAAACUAUACUUUCUAUGGGCAGUAAGACGUGGAAUGGAGUUUUACUUGUUCACAGUACGACCAGAAUGCUUGCCCUCCGACUCACCGUGUCCGCCCUCCUCUUCUGUGGGACCUGUGGUUUCUCCAGGUACUGGUUUAACCAGCUUAACAACUGCAACCCUCCUGAGCAACUGGUGGGGAAGUUCUGUGCUGUUGUGGUGGACAACGACGUCGACGAUGACGGCAUAGUGGACUUCAGAGACGUUCAAAAACAAAUCCUGUAUUUUGACUACGACGAUGACCCUUGCAGCUUGCAGCAGUGGGAGGUCGUGACCAGGUGGACUUGUAGGUACGGCUACUCCGAGGACUACGCCCGAUUCAUGUACACGCUCUGGGACCCCAACAAAGAUGGCGUUGUGAACGCAAAUGACUUCACUGGAUUCAAUUUUUCCACUAUCGACUUCUUAUCGAUUCAAUAUAUUCGUUUCAAGGACAUGUACUGCGGUGACCCGAAAAACAGGGAGAACCCCGUUGACCGAGUCCAGUGUGCCGAGGUGGAUGCACUUAAGCCAGAUGACAUCAAGUGCACAUAAGGAUGACCCACAAUCACCUGCAACGGACCUGUCAUUUAAUGCUUGAAAAAAAUUAUUAUGCUUUAGACCGUUGAAAAAAAGAAACUGACACCAAAAAUGCCUCUUUGCCACGUUUAGUUUAAAACAUAUCUGGAGUUGCAGUUGUUACUGAAACAUAUCCAGUUUCCCUCCAAAAUCCCAGCAGAUUAUCGGAAACUAAUGUAGACACGUCAAUAAAGCUGUUGGAAAUAA